This is a messenger RNA of Adineta steineri, 957 nucleotides long. NCBI's taxonomy places the organism in Eukaryota, Metazoa, Rotifera, Eurotatoria, Adinetida, Adinetidae. The record is from the annotation of a GenBank genome assembly.
AUGAAAUUAUCAUUGAAAUCUCGUCAAACCUCCUCUAAUGAUUUUAAUUUUCCAUCGGAAAAAAUCGGCGGUCAUUGUUUAAAGAUAAGUAAACUUAUUCUAGCCGCUUUACCUUCGGUUGUCUUUGGUGUAUUUACAAUUAUUUUUACAAUUCAACAAAAUUCUACUGCCAAUAAAAAUCGUCAACAAGAUCAAAGACAAUCGGAUGAACUAAGUAUUCGAUCGACUUUUGAAAAUUAUAUUAAUGAUAUUUCUAAACUUCUACUUGAUACAAAAUUUAAUCGUAGUAAUCCUGAACAUUUACUGCAUAUUCGUGUAAAAACAUUAACUGUACUUCGCAAUGUUGAUGCUCAUCGAAAACGAGAUAUUGUUUUAUUUCUUUAUGAAAGUCGACUUCUACGAAGUGAUGUCAUGCCCAAUGAACGACUGUCAUUAAAAGAUGCUGAUUUAAAUGGACUUGAAUUUAUUGGUUCGUCAACAGUAUCAAUACAACUUGAUUAUUUGUAUUUACCUGAUGUCUAUUUAUCAAACGGAAUCUUUGAAUGGUGCACAUUAGAUUAUGCUGUGUUCGACAAUGCUUCGAUGUCAAAUACGAAAUUGAUUAAUUCAAGUAUUUGGAAUACAUCUUUUCGAGGAAUUCAUGCACCGGAUGCAACCAUGGGUGAUUUGAUUUUUUAUAAUAAUAGUUUUAUAGGAGCUACACUUGUUCGAACAUCAUUUAUAGGCGGUAUUGUGUGGCUAGAAAAAGUUGAUUUAACUAAUGUAGAUUUACUUGGUAGUCAUGAUUCUGAAGGCAAACUAAUUCAUUAUGAUUUUACUUCGCAAGAUCAAAUAAUUCGUUUUAAUACACGAUUUGCAGAUGGAUCAUUUGAUGGCAUUAAUUCAUCAGAAUUAAUCUUUGAUGGUGGGGCUGAGUUAGGAGUAAGUUUCAUUUCAGUGUAUAGAGAAAUGUUUUGA